UAAAUUAUAAUUUUAAUUCUUUUAUAAUUCUUGGUUCACUCUAUAUGAUACAUAUUGAAUGAAAAUGGUAGUUAUUGGCUAUUGGUAAUGGCAGAUAAAAAUAUGGUUCAAAACGCAGUAAAACCAAAAGAAAAUCAUGAAGGUGAUGAAAAUGGAUGGGAAGAAAAUGAAGAAAAUUGCAAUGAUGCUGAAUUUGAAGCUAUAAAUGCUCAACUAGAUCAGCUUAAUUCAGUAUUGGAUAACCUCGAACAAAAAAAUGACGAUAUUCGUGCAGAAUUGAUUCAAUUAUUACAAUCUAAUCGUGAAGCAAGAAAACAAUUUCAAGAAUUUCAGAGUUCUGUAAAACCAAAUUUAUAAUAUUUUAUUUUGGACGGAUGGCGCUAUUUUAAAGCAAAAAAAGUAUGGUAUAAGAAAGAGGAAUAAUAAGGCGACGAACA
This is a messenger RNA of Apis florea (little honeybee), 437 nucleotides long. RefSeq lists its product as uncharacterized. The record is from RefSeq and is a predicted model, not a curated record. NCBI's taxonomy places the organism in Eukaryota, Metazoa, Arthropoda, Insecta, Hymenoptera, Apidae.